AUCAAAGACUGGGUCCCGCUGUUUUCUCCUCUAUUCUCCCCCGCCACUGCCGCGUCGCUCUUCAUCAUAGAUCCGACGGUCGUGAUUCGUUCUCCGCCUCGACUUCUCUCUCCGAUCCCGAUUCUCAAGCACUCCGUCCUUCUCUCAACCUCACCUCCCGAUCUCGAUUCGAUUUUUUUCUCGAGAAUCUAGCGCAGGGCGAAAUAUUUUAUCGAGAAUCUAGCUCUCUUCCUGUCGCUGUUUUGGCUUUAGAUUGAUGGAUCGGAGGAGAACGGGGAGUCCGGUGUAUGGGCGGCAGUGGAGUGGAGGGUCGAGUAGCACGGGGUCGUCUUCUCCGGCGAUGUCGCCGGCGCACCCUCACUCGCGUCUGGCUUCGGGGGCCGGUGGAGUGUCCACCAUCAAGAGGAGUCAAAAUGUUGCGGCAAAAGCUGCGGCACAGCGUCUGGCGCAGGUGAUGGCGUCGCAGACGGCUGACGACGACGACGACGACGAUGAUCUAGGGUUUCGGUACAGUGCUCCGCCGCCUCCUGCUCCGUCGUCUUAUGCCAGCAGUAUUAAUAGUAACCAUUCGUCCGCUAGAGCCACUAGAUCUCCGUCACCUGCAUUAGGUCGGAACUUUGUGGAGCAUACUCCUUCAGUUCGAUCCACAUCAGCUGGAAGGCCAGCAAUGUCCGUUCGUGCAAUGCCAAUAGUGCCAUCUAGCAGAGCAACACUUAGAAAUCCCGUUUCUAUACCUCCUAUGGAACCUCCUGCCAAAAAUAGGCCCAGAGAAAAAAGGUCUACAUUAGAUUUGGGGCAUAUUAACUUAAAAGGCGCAGAAAAUCAGCAUGAGGCAUCUGCACUUCAUGAUGAGCUUGAUAUGCUCCAAGAAGAGAAUGAGAAUAUUCGUGAAAAGCUUCGACUUGCAGAAGAAAGGCGUGAAGAAGCAGAGGCUAGAUCUAGGGAGCUUGAGAAACAGGUUGCUGCUCUUGGAGAAGGUGUAUCCCUAGAAGCAAAGUUGUUGAGCAGGAAGGAAGCAGCAUUGCGUCAAAAAGAGGCUGCUCUAAAGGCGGCAAAACAAACUAAGGAUGGGAGAGAUGAGGAAAUUGCAAACCUUCGUUUGGAAAUACAGAACUUGAAAGAUGGUGCCACAACUGCUAUAGAACAACUUCAAGAAGCAGAAUCUGAAGCAAAAGCUCUUCGCUCCAUGACAAAAAGAAUGAUUUUGACUCAGGAGGAGAUGGAAGAAGUUGUUCUGAAGAGAUGUUGGCUUGCUCGAUACUGGGGUUUAGCUGUACGUCAUGCCAUCUGUGCAGACAUAGCAUUAUCAAAGCAUGAGCAUUGGUCAUCUUUAGCACCUUUGCCAUUUGAAGUCGUCAUUUCAGCUGGACAAAAGGCCAAGGAAGAGUCUUGGAAUGGAGGUGGUGAGGAUCCAGAUAGGAGUAAACUUGUCCGAGAUUUGAGUGAUCUAACUGGAGAAGGAAAUAUUGAGAGCAUGCUUUCAGUUGAAAUGGGUUUGAGGGAGCUAGCUUCCUUAAAGGUUGAGGAUGCCAUUGUCCUUGCAUUGGCCCUGCACAGACGUCCAAAUUUGGUUCGACAGUACAGCUCAGAUAAAUCACCGGGUGAUCCCAAGUCCAUGGAGUCAUUUGAAUUAAAUCAAGAGGAGGCAGAAGAUGUUCUCUUCAAAGAGGCUUGGCUUACUUAUUUCUGGAGAAGAGCCAAAGUCCAUGGUGUAGAAGAGGAUAUUGCAGAAGAGAGACUACAAUUUUGGAUCAGUCGGAGUGGGCAAACACCAACUUCACAUGACGCUGUUGAUGUUGAGCGAGGCCUGAGGGAGCUGAGGAAACUAGGGAUAGAGCAACAACUCUGGGAAGCAUCUCGCAAGGAAAACGACCAGCCUUCUUACGCCUCAAUUGUUAAUCACAAGCCUUCUUAUGUUUCAAUUGUUAAUCAGAAGCCCGUUGCAGAAUCAGACUACUCUCCAUGACCGGGCGCACCCUGAAAUGUUGUUUGUGUUGGGAAAAAAAAAAAAAAAACCAAAAAUGUUGCUCGUCAUUUUUUUCCUUCUUCAUACAAAAUUUUCACCGAGCUUGCUCGGUUUUUCCCAUAUCCGGUAUUAUAGUCGGUCCCUCAUACUAAAGGACCUAGGCUCCACCAUAUAGUGUUAGGGAGAUUUGUUGAAAUUGUAUUUAUGUUGUUUGUACGAUAGACUUGAUAUAGAACAAAAUCAAAGCCAAAUGCUUGGAACAAUUAAAAUUA
Vitis riparia (riverbank grape) is the source of this 2238-nucleotide messenger RNA. RefSeq names its product coiled-coil domain-containing protein SCD2. The transcript is spliced from 17 exons. Gene Ontology annotation, biological process: cytokinesis by cell plate formation. The record is from RefSeq and is a predicted model, not a curated record. Bases 257 to 1966 code for a protein of 569 amino acids. NCBI's taxonomy places the organism in Eukaryota, Viridiplantae, Streptophyta, Magnoliopsida, Vitales, Vitaceae.